AUGUUGAGCCGCUGUUUGCAGUUGGCUAGCUAUGAGACGGCCACUUUGGAUAUCGAACACUGGGAUCCCUUCAUGGAAAGACGUUUGACAAAACGCUUAAGAAGGCCAAGUUGCAAUGGCAACCCGUUGGAUCUCUUGUCACCAGCGGGGAUGGCGACCUUUCUUGCUAUGCAGCUGAUUGCCGCCAAAGGAGGAGUGUGGGUAUUGGAACAGCCCAGUUCCAGCCUAGCAUUUCGAAUGUGGUGCCAUGUGAGCCCCAUCAAAGGCUUCAAUGACCUGUGGGAAGAUGCCAACAUGGAGGCAGCCAGGAGACGAUUGGAAGAGCUGAAGAAGGCCAAGCAAGGAGACUUGCUCACCAAUGCCUGCUUUGCCUGCACCUACAUUAGCCCCUUCAAACGGAGAGAAGGUAGCUGCGGCCAAGCUGCAGAAUGCAAUGGAUGCUGCAUUGCGCCGCAUCUGCUGCCCGAAGCCUGGGUCAGGGAAGAGUUCAAGAAAAACAUCGAGCACAUGCAGAAGAAGCGGGACAAGUAUCAGCCGAAGAUCAAGGAGUACUGGGUUGAUGUGUCUACUACUGGUAGCUAUGAGAAUGAGAACGAGGAAUCGUUUACUGAGCGAACUAUGGGGGAAGGGGUUGCUGACUCCUUUGAGCUGGGGUUGGCACCGGCUGAGUCGACCGCUCAUGAUCCAGGCGAUGCACCUGAAGAGGUGACGGACUUGGAGCAGGUGGAUGACGAUGGGGAUGAGACUGCAUCUUCCAAGUCAAAGGUCCGGGUACCGGGUAAACAUGAUGUUGAAGAGGAACACACCCUAGAGGCCAUUGAAAAUGUGAGCACCGUGAUGGCCAACAUGCUCAGAGUGCAGUCGAAAAUGGAAACGGCCAGAGACAAGUUGGCGGCUCUGGGUACCAAUGAAUGCGUAGAGAGCCAAAAGAAAGUCGAAGGAUUCCGUUCCAAUCUGAUGAAGCUUCAUGAUGAUUUGGCCGACCUCAAGUCCUACUUUGAUGGCCAGAAAGAUCGCUUCGAUGAGAAGAAGGUUCAGUGCCUCCACAAUCUUGUGCAGAAGAUCGAGACUGAGCCAACUCCUGAGCCGAAGGUGGUUGUUGAGCAGACCCUUCUGAAACCGAAAGCUCGGCAGGGAGAUGGUCCCGGAUCUGCAUCCCCCGAUGCCGCGCCGAAAGCAUCGGCACAGCCCAAAACCCGAAAGCGUAAGACCGAUCGAUGUGCAGUUGAGACGCUCCAGUGUGCGUGUCCUCCAAGCUCAAAGAGGAGAAGCAAACCACAUGGUCCUGCUGGGAAAGCUUUGGCCGCUGCGGUGGCUGGUGGUGUUUCGGAAACCGAAGCCUGCUCUAUUGCAAGGGCUUUUUGGGAAGAGUUUUCACCACAUCUACGAAACCCUGCCAAGAUUGCUAGUGCAGACCUGGUUCAAAUGGCUGCCAGGCUUUCCAAAACAGGGCACCAAAACAGGUUUGCCAACAGCUUGUCGGACUAUGGCCUAUCAGCCCAGAUACCUUUGACCUAUGUGGAUGUUGGUUUGACGGAAACCCAUCCUACUCUGGCGAUCCAGGAUACCGUUUCCUAUUACGAUAUGUCGGCCAAAUUGGACAUCUUGUUGCAAGGGAAUGGCGAGGCCCAAUUUCAAAAUUUUUGGUCAAAGUGGAGGCUAUUGCAUCCACGCCACCCAAUCUUUGAAACCCAUCGGGGCCGUGAAGGACAAUGUAUUCCUAUAGCUGUUCAUUGUGACGAGGGGUGCACGCUGAAAAAAAAAUCAAUCAUGAUAAUCCAAUACCACUCUCUUAUGGGAAGAGGCACCAGAAAGAGGAAAAGCUCUGCAGAAGAACUUGGCAUUAACAUGACUGGAAACUCAUACACUACGAGAGUGCUAUGGAGUGUGAUGCUGGGUCGCGCCUAUGGUGGUAAAAGGAAGAACCGUCCAUUGCUGAAAUUGAUAUCCCAUUUAUCCACUGAGUUGUCGAAAGCAUUUUAUGACGGCAUUCGUUUGCAACACCAUGAGAUGGGAACCGUUUAUCUCAUCCCGCUCUGUAUGAAGGGGGACUGGCCAGCUCUAAACAAGGUGGGCGGUCUAACCCGCCAUUUUGGCCGCUUGGUGACAUCAGGGGCAAAUGGGAAGGGAAUCUGCCAUAUGUGCAAUGCAGAUCGACCUGGUUUCGAAAAUUGGCAUGACCUAUCGUACGAAAACAUGAUCAAAAUGCAUGAGGAUCCACCCUUGCCAUGGAGGGUUGAGCCUUCAUUGGUCUGCUGCUACGAUCAUGAAUUUUUCGGUGGCCUGUCUUUCGAAGACUUCUGUUCGACAUGUUUUUCGGAGCUGAAGCAGUUUUGCACUACACAGUCGAAGACAUUACAUAUGACACAGUUGUCCCGAGCACUACUGGGAUUUGGCAGGUCCAGUGACUACCCAACAGCGGGAUGGUUCAAGGGCGCGGACACUGUGGUCAUAUUGGAAUUUCUAGAGUCACGCAUUGGAGAAGAGUUGAACAUGAUGAGCGAAUCAUCCAAGCCAGUUUUCCUUGAGAUUCAUGCUACAAUCAGUGCAGCCAAUGCUUUUAUGAAGUGCCUCUACAGAGCUGGGCUUUGGCUUUCCCACGGGGAAAGAGACUUUCUCUUGAAGGCUGGAAGCAGGUGUGUCAAUUUUUUUAGCAAGUGUGCCCUGAGGGCAUACAAUGCCAAUUGCACGCGAUGGAAAUUCAUGCCUAAAUUUCACCUUUUUGGUGAGUGGCUCUUCACUUGGGAGAUGCAAAAACGCCUUGGGUUACCAAGCCCAAAUAUCUUGAUGUUUUCCUGUCAAAUGGACGAGGACUACGUAGGGAAAAUCAGUGCCAUUUCCAGAACGGUUUCAUUGAGGACCGUCCAUACACGGACCCUGUCCCGCUACCUGAUUGCCUUGGUGGCGAAUUGGGAGUGA
Messenger RNA from Cladocopium goreaui, 2919 nucleotides. The record is from the annotation of a GenBank genome assembly. NCBI's taxonomy places the organism in Eukaryota, Dinophyceae, Suessiales, Symbiodiniaceae.